UGCAGUUUACAAUUUCUAACACCAGAUGGAAGUAGCGUAGUCCUCUUCCGGAAGGCAUUUUGGAUAACACGUUGUGUAUAAUAUAAGCCGGAAUGCAAAUUUUCGUAAAAACCCUAACGGGUAAAACUAUAACCCUCGAAGUUGAGGCGUCGGAUACCAUAGAAAAUGUCAAGGCUAAGAUUCAAGAUAAAGAAGGUAUCCCACCGGACCAACAGCGAUUGAUCUUUGCUGGGAAGCAAUUAGAAGAUGGUCGCACGUUGUCGGAUUAUAAUAUUCAGAAGGAGUCCACACUCCACCUGGUUCUGCGUCUUCGUGGCGGCGUGAUCGAGCCAACACUCCGUAUCUUGGCUCAAAAGUACAACUGCGACAAGAUGAUAUGCCGCAAGUGUUAUGCCCGGCUUCAUCCGAGGGCUACAAACUGCCGCAAGAAGAAGUGUGGCCACACAAACAACAUUCGCCCCAAAAAGAAGUUGAAGUAGACUGAGGUAGCGCACGUCUGCCACAAUCCAAGCUGUACGCUGAUCAGGUCAGGAGAGAGGAAGGUGGAGUUUAGUUUUGCUUUUGCUUUCGAAAUGUUGUGUACUCUUGGAUUUAAUUAAAGUCUGGUUCUAUAAUG
Zootermopsis nevadensis is the source of this 616-nucleotide messenger RNA. It is a transcript of the gene RpL40, whose product is annotated as ribosomal protein L40. Gene Ontology annotation, biological process: translation. The record is from RefSeq and is a predicted model, not a curated record. Gene Ontology annotation, molecular function: protein binding; structural constituent of ribosome. NCBI's taxonomy places the organism in Eukaryota, Metazoa, Arthropoda, Insecta, Blattodea, Termopsidae. Gene Ontology annotation, cellular component: ribosome.